Messenger RNA from Pseudomyrmex gracilis, 2709 nucleotides. RefSeq names its product thiamine transporter 1-like. Gene Ontology annotation, cellular component: plasma membrane. The record is from RefSeq and is a predicted model, not a curated record. Bases 618 to 2081 code for a protein of 487 amino acids. The transcript has 7 exons. Gene Ontology annotation, biological process: vitamin transport; transmembrane transport. Lineage: Eukaryota; Metazoa; Arthropoda; Insecta; Hymenoptera; Formicidae. Gene Ontology annotation, molecular function: vitamin transmembrane transporter activity.
ACGAACACUCUGAAUAGCACACGAUGCUAUUCAGAGUGUUCGUUGAAACCUGCUAUGUUUCGAGACUUUGCUCACGCAUGCGUAGGGUAAACCUCGUGAAAUGGUUUAAUAGUCCAAGCAAGAUGGUCGACUGUGUGGUUACAUCAUACAUUUCUUUGUCGCAAUAUGUUAAUCAAUUGAACAAUCGCAAGCGAGACUUUGUCAAUGACAAGCAACUUAGAAUCAGAAGAAAAGGAUCAUGUCGGAAGAUUUAUCUCGGACUGACACGUGAGCGGAUUGUUCCGAAUGUUCGGGGGAGAGUCGUUAAAAACCAAAUCAAAUCUUCCAUCUUCAUGUGUACACGGUUUUGUAUAAUAUUUUUUCUCGCUAGAGUACGCUAGGAUUUAUCAUUUGUAAUCGAGUUUUCCUUUCUACGAUGUUUGAGGAAACUUUGUCUCGCGAUGCUGUGAUAACAUCAUGUCUUCGGUAACAGAGAUUAGUUUAGCGCAAAUGCGCGUACGAGCAUGUAUGUGGGGGUGUUGCAACUUAGUUGAUUUUGAAACGCACCAAACACUGUUCAACACAUAAAAUUUGUAAUUUCUUUUUGAGAAACUCACUUUACACACUGAUAAAGCAACAUGCAUUGGCUCAAAAUCUCGUGCAUUUUGUGUAUGUUUGGAUGUUUUAAGGACUUCAGACCUUCGGAGUCGUUUAUCACAGAUUAUUUAACCGGUCCGUGGAAAGGAUUCACACCUGAAGAAGUAAACGAACUAAUCUAUCCUGUAUCCACAUACAGCUACAUGGCAACUUUGAUACUAGUGUUCCUGAUCACGGAUCUUGUCAGAUAUAAACCAAUUAUCAUUCUCUGUGGUCUCUCCGGCAUAGUGACGUAUAUUAUGAUAAUAGUUGGCAAGUCUGUGUUGAUAUUUCAGAUUCUAGAGUUCUUUUACGGUCUAUAUUAUUCCACGGAAGUGGCUUACUACACUUACAUAUACGCCAAAGUAGAUAAAGAGCAUUAUCAGAAGGUGACCGGUCAUACCAAGGCAGCUGUAUUAAUUGGACGUAGUAUGUCCGGCCUCAUAGCACAAUUAACGGCCUCUUUUAGAGUAUUGGAUUAUCAUCAGCUCAAUUAUUUAACUCUGACGUCUAUCACAAUUGCGACUGUUUGGGCGCUAUUCUUGCCCUCCGUGGGUCAGUCGAUCUAUUUCCACCGUGCGAACGCUUGCGAGGACGAGCGAAGAAAAAGGUCGCUCGAGCUGCGAGGAAUCACGGUGAGCGUUUUACCGAAUGCAGUGUGCAACGGCGAGAACAGCACGACUUUACAUCAUUCGUUCGCGCAAUUGAAAGCGCCGCUGUUCUACAAGAUCAGAAACGCGUACGUGCUGCUGUGGAAGCACUUUGUGCAGGCCUACGCGAAUGAUCGAGUGCUCAAGUGGUCCGUCUGGUGGGCCUUAGCCACUUGCGGCUAUUUACAAGUCAUCAGCUACGUGCAACUGCUGUGGCAGACCGCGGUCGGGCCCGAUGACGAGAUAUACAAUGGAGCUGUGGACUUUAUAUACGCUAUUCUAAGUGCAGCAAUUGUAUUUUGCAUAGGAAUGAUGCGAUUAAACUGGAAUUUAUUAGGCGACAUCACAUUGUUCGUGUUCUCUCUUCUGGAAGGUCUCAUAUUGCUGUUAAUGUCGUUCAGCGACAACAUCUGGUUCCUAUACGCCGGCUACAUCAUAUUUGGCGUGAUUUAUCACACCAUGGUCACCGUCGCGAGCUUUGAGGUCGCUAAAUACAUAUCCGAAGACAGUUACGGUUUGGUAUUCGGAAUAAAUAUGUUUCUAGCCUUGGUGGUGCAGAGUUUGCUGACGUUUGUAGUCAUUAAUACGCUCGCAAUGAGUAUUAGACCUCAGUUUUUUGUCUAUAGCAGCUAUUUUAUGGUCUUGGCUAUGGUUUACCUCGUAAUGGGCGUCGUCAACGUUGUGCAGCUACAUCGGAGCGGCGAAAGCUUUCAUUUUUGGGUUAACGAUAACAAUAAUCCAUCCGUUACGCAAAACGCCAGCAACUCGAGCAACGAGACAACGACGUCAUCCAAGUCCGAACACAACGACAGCUGAUGCAGUAGCGUUUUAGUUGAGAAUCACACUUGUGUCAAUGGAAGAAAUAGUUUAGAAGAUUUUGACUUAGUCAGAUCUCUCAGAAUGUAUCUCCGUAAAAAAGAAGAUAUUUUUUUCUUGUACAUAUGUCGUAUACGUAUCGUAUAUGCUCUUGUGCAGUAUUAUAUUUUUAUUUAACAAAUUGUUUUUUUUUUCUACCAAAAACAAUUCUAUUAAGUAAAAAACAACAGAGAGUACUUACCGAAUUGGUGCGAAAGAUCUGUCGUUUAUUUUUUUUUUUUUACCGAAUUGUCGGAGCAUUAAAGAAUCUAGAAGUUUAAAAAAUUUUUUUGUACUUCUGAUAUAUGAGAAUAUAUACAUAUUGCGCUAAAUGUUAUACUUAACAUUAUUCCAAGAGACUGAUUUAGAUUUUAUUUGAAGUGAGCGUGCGACACGCAUCUUUUGCAUCAAUCUAGCAAAUAUUGUCUCGUUAUGAGAGAAAGAGAAGUGAAUAGAAAUAGUAAUUUUAGAGACUGCACACAUAUAGUUAUAUGGUAUAUGAUUUUUUGCAUUUAUUUGUUAUAAAUUUGUUAAAAUAAAAAGAGGAAAAUAAUAAAAAAAAAAAAAAAAUUAUGUUGGUACCGUCAUU